Alligator sinensis (Chinese alligator) is the source of this 5698-nucleotide messenger RNA. RefSeq names its product epiplakin-like. Gene Ontology annotation, molecular function: keratin filament binding; structural molecule activity. Gene Ontology annotation, cellular component: keratin filament; cytoskeleton; cell junction. Lineage: Eukaryota; Metazoa; Chordata; Crocodylia; Alligatoridae. The record is from RefSeq and is a predicted model, not a curated record. The transcript has a single exon. Bases 32 to 5698 code for a protein of 1888 amino acids. Gene Ontology annotation, biological process: intermediate filament bundle assembly; wound healing.
AGAGGGGGACUCGCAGCCACCUGGCAGAGCCAUGGAGGGCUGCAGGGGUGUCAGCACUGAAGAAGAGAUGGGGUCCAGGGAGGGGAACGUCAUAGCUGGAGUCCUGGUGCCAUUCAAGAACCAGAAGAUGAGCCUCUAUCAGGCCAUGAUGCGAGGUAUCCUGAGCCAGGGCACAGCACUGGUGCUGCUGGAGGCACAGGCAGCCUCUGGGUUCAUCAUUGACCCAGUGAUGAACAGGAAGCUGAGAGUGAAGGAUGCGCUCCACGCUCGAGUCAUUGGCAGCGAUUAUUAUCAGAAGCUUCUGUCUGCAGAGAGAGCCGUGACCGGCUACCGCGACCCCUGCACUGGAGAAAAGAUCUCCCUCUUCCGGGCCAUGGAGAGAGGCCUCAUCUUCAAGGACCACGGCAUCCGCCUGCUGGAGGCCCAGAUUGCCACCGGCGGCAUCAUCGACCCGGUGCACAGCCACCGCCUGCCCGUGGAGGUGGCCUAUGAGCGGGGCUACAUAGACCAGGAGAUGCGCCAGAUCCUCUCGGACCCCAGCGAUGACACCAAGGGCUUCUUCGACCCCAACACCCAGGAGAACCUCACCUACAUGCAGCUCCUCAGCCGCUGCGUCCCAGACCCCGACUCGGGGCUCCUCAUGCUGCAGCUCAUGGACAAGGGCUCCGUGCUCUUCCAGCUCAACGAGGACGCGCGCAAAGCCUUGCAGUCCGCCCGGGUGGCCGUCCACGUGGGCCUCUUCCAGGGCCAGAGCGUGUCCGUCUGGGAACUGCUCUUCUCCCGCUACGUCCUGGAGCACAGGAGGCAGGAGCUGCUGAGGAAGUACAAGGCGGGGCGGCUGAGCGUUCAGGAGAUGAUCACCGUCCUCACCACCAUCGUCACCGAGACCGAGGAGAAGAGCAGCCGGGAGCACGGGCCUGGCAAGAGCCCCAGCACCAAGCUGGAGGCAGGGCCGGAGGCGCGCUCCCCCGGGGCCGACCGCUCGUCCCGGGAAGACGGCUGGGAAAAGAGCUUGCGGGCCACCAUGGUCGACGUGCCCGCCGGCCAGUUCCGAGGGCGAAAGGUCUCCGUGUGGGAGCUGCUCUUCUCCGGGGACGUCGCCCCCGAGCGACGGCAAGAGCUGCUGGAGAAGCACAGAGCGGGCACGCUCCCCACCCAAGAGCUGGUCUCCAUCGUCAUCGCCAUCCUCCGCCGGGAGGCUGAAGUGGGAAGGAGUCGUCAAUGUGUGACCGGGAAAAGCAUCAGCAAAAGGGUGGAAACAGCAGGCAAAGCUGAGGAAGCCCAUUCACAGGAGCAAAACCUGAGGAAGUCCUUGAAGUCUGCGACCAUCUAUGUAACAGCUGGGGAGCUCAAGGGGUGCAACGUUUCCUUGUUGGAUCUCCUCUUCUCUAGACAUGUCCCUCAGGACAAGAGGCAGGAGCUGCUGGAGUUGUAUAGAUCGCGGGUGUUGACCAUUAAUCAGAUGAUAGCGGCGGUCACCUUGGCCAUCACCAGGGCAGAUGCAGCGAGCAAGAAAGGCAUGCCAGGGGUCAGCAGUCCCAACAGGGAGCCGAUGGCUGCGGACGAAGCUGCGGAUGCCAGUUCUCCACAGGAACAAGAACUGGACCACAUCUUAAAGUCAACUACGGUUGAUGGCCCUGCCGGUGAGUACCGGGGGCAAAGGGUGUCAGUGUGGGAGCUGCUCUUCUCCAAGUACAUCCCCCAGCAGAAGAGGCAGGUACUGCUGGAGCUGUACCGCGGCGGGGUGCUGCCCCUGGAGCAGAUGGGCACCGUCAUCACCACCAUCAUGAGGAAAGCAGAAGCCCGGGGAGGGAAGCUCAUGGGAGAGGAAGAGAGCCCAAGUGCUGAGACUCUCAUAGGGCUGAAGGCUGAGGACGCCCACACCCAGGAGGAGGAAGACUGGGAAAAGACCCUGAAGGUGACCGCCGUGGACGUGCCGGUCAGCGAGUUCCGGGGGAAGAAGGUCUCGGUGUGGGACCUGCUCUUCUCCAAGUACUUCCCCGAGGCGGAGAGGAAAGAGGUGCUGGAGCUGUACCGCGGAGGGGUGCUGACCCUGGACCAGGUGGUCACCGUCGUCACCAGCAUUGUGACCAAGGUAGAAGCUGCAGGUGGGAAGCUAGAGGCAGAGGAGACCAGCCCGAGCACCGAGACCCUCACAGCGCUCAACACUGACACUGCCCAUGAGGAGGGGGAGAAGAAAUGGGAAAAGACCCUGAAGGCAACCAUGGUGGACGUGCCGGUCGGAGAGUUCAAGGGGCGCAAGGUGUCGGUGUGGGAGCUGCUCUUCUCCAACUACAUCCCCAAGGCAGAGAGGAAGCAGCUGCUGAGGUUGUACCGUGACGGGGUGCUGACCUUGGAGCAGAUAACCACCAUUGUUACCACCAUUGUGACCAAGGCGGAAGCCGCAGAUGGGAACCUGGAGGGAGAAGAGAACAGCCUGGGCACCGAGACCCUCAUGGCACACAACACUGAGACUGCCCAUGGAGAGUGGGAAGAGAAAUGGGAAAAGACCCUGAAGGCAACCACGGUGGACUCACCAGUUGGCAUGUUCGGGGGGCAGAAGGUGUCGGUGUGGGAGCUGCUCUUCUCCGAGUUCAUCCCCAAGCAGAAGAGGCAGGAGCUGCUGGAGCUGUACCGCGGCGGGGUGCUGCCCCUGGAGCUGAUGACCACCGUUGUCACCACCAUCGCGAGGAAAACAGAAGCCACCAGCAGGAAGCUACUGGUGACCGUGAGAACUCGCAGCGAGGACAAGGCUGACCCUGUGCACAAGGAUCACACGGCCCACUCCCAGGAGGAGGAAGACUGGGAAAAGACCCUGAAGGUGACUGCCGUGGACGUGCCGGUCAGCGAGUUCCGGGGGAAGAAGGUCUCGGUGUGGGACCUGCUCUUCUCCAAGUACUUCCCCGAGGCGGAGAGGAAAGAGGUGCUGGAGCUGUACCGCGGAGGGGUGCUGACCCUGGACCAGGUGGUCACCGUCGUCACCAGCAUUGUGACCAAGGUAGAAGCUGCAGGUGGGAAGCUGGAGGCAGAGGAGACCAGCCUGAGCAGCGAGACCCUCACAGCACUCAAGACUGACACUGCCCAUGGGGAGGGGGAUGAGAAAUGGGAAAAGACCCUGAAGGCAACCAUGGUGGACGUGCCGGUCGGAGAGUUCAAGGGGCGCAAGGUGUCGGUGUGGGAGCUGCUCUUCUCCAACUACAUCCCCGAGGCGGAGAGGAAGCAGCUGCUAAGGUUGUACCAUGGCGGGGUGCUGACCUUGGAGCAGAUAACCACUGUUGUCACCACCAUUGUGACCAAGACAGAAGCUGCAGGUGGGAAGCUGGAGGGAGAGGAGAACCUCCCGAGCACCGAGACCUUCAUGGAGCUCAGCACCAACACAGUGCAUGGGGAGGGGGACGGGAAAUGGGAAAAGACCCUGAAGGCAACCACGGUGGACUCACCAGUCAGCAAGUUUGGGGGGCAGAAGGUGUCGGUGUGGGAGCUGCUCUUCUCCGAGUUCAUCCCCGAGCAGAAGAGGCAGGAGCUGCUGGAGCUGUACCGUGGCAGGGUGCUGCCCCUGGAGCUGAUGACCACCGUUGUCACCACCAUCGCGAGGAAAACAGAAGCCACCAGCAGGAAGCUACUGGUGACCGUGAGAACUCGCAGCGAGGACAAGGCUGACCCUGUGCACAAGGAUCACACGGCCCACUCCCAGGAGGAGGAAGACUGGGAAAAGACCCUGAAGGUGACUGCCGUGGACGUGCCGGUCAGCGAGUUCCGGGGGAAGAAGGUCUCGGUGUGGGACCUGCUCUUCUCCAAGUACUUCCCCGAGGCGGAGAGGAAAGAGGUGCUGGAGCUGUACCGCGGAGGGGUGCUGACCCUGGACCAGGUGGUCACCGUCGUCACCAGCAUUGUGACCAAGGUAGAAGCUGCAGGUGGGAAGCUAGAGGCAGAGGAGACCAGCCCGAGCACCGAGACCCUCACAGCGCUCAACACUGACACUGCCCAUGGGGAGGGGGAGAAGAAAUGGGAAAAGACCCUGAAGGCAACCACGGUGGACUCACCAGUCAGCAAGUUUGGGGGGCAGAAGGUGUCGGUGUGGGAGCUGCUCUUCUCCGAGUUCAUCCCCAAGCAGAAGAGGCAGGAGCUGCUGGAGCUGUACCGCGGCAGGGGGCUGCCCCUGGAGCUGAUGACCACCGUUGUCACCACCAUCGCGAGGAAAACAGAAGCCACCAGCAGGAAGCUACUGGUGACCGUGAGAACUCGCAGCGAGGACAAGGCUGACCCUGUGCACAAGGAUCACACGGCCCACUCCCAGGAGGAGGAAGACUGGGAAAAGACCCUGAAGGUGACUGCCGUGGACGUGCCGGUCAGCGAGUUCCGGGGGAAGAAGGUCUCGGUGUGGGACCUGCUCUUCUCCAAGUACUUCCCCGAGGCGGAGAGGAAAGAGGUGCUGGAGCUGUACCGCGGAGGGGUGCUGACCCUGGACCAGGUGGUCACCGUCGUCACCAGGCUGGCCUUGGAGCAGAUAACCACUGUUGUCACCACCAUUGUGACCAAGACAGAAGCUGCAGGCGGGGACCUGGAGGGAGAGGAGAACCUCCCGAGCACCGAGACCCUCAUGGCGCUCAGCACCAACACGGUGCAUGGGGAGGGGGACAGGAAAUGGGAAAAGACCCUGAAGGUGACUGUGGUGGACGUGCCAGCCGGCGAGUUCCAGGGGAAGAAGGCUUCGGUGUGGGACCUGCUUUUCUCCAAGUACUUCCCCGAGGCGGAGAGGCAAGAGCUGCUGGAGCUGUACCGCGGCGGGGUGCUGACCCUGGAGCAGAUAUCCACUGUUGUCACCACCAUUGUGAGGAAAACAGAAACCCAGGGAGGGAAGCUCAUGGGAGAGGAAGAGAGCCCAAGUGCUGAGACCCUCAUAGCGCUGAAGGCUGAGGACGCCCACUCCCAGGAGGAGGAAGACUGGGAAAAGACCCUGAAGGUGACCGCCGUGGACGUGCCGGUCAGCGAGUUCCAGGGGAAGAAGGUCUCGGUGUGGGACCUGCUCUUCUCCAAGUACUUCCCCGAGGCGGAGAGGAAAGAGGUGCUGGAGCUGUACCGCGGAGGGGUGCUGACCCUGGACCAGGUGGUCACCGUCGUCACCAGCAUCGUGACCAAGGUAGAAGCCACAGGUGGGAAGCUGGAGGCAGAGGAGACCAGCCCGAGCAGCGAGACCCUCAUGGUGCUGAACACCGAGGCUGACCAUGGGCAGGGGGCCGAGAACUGGGAAAAGGCCCUGAGGGCGACCGCCGUGGAUGUGCCGGUCGGCAAGUUCCAGGGACGCAAAGUCUCGGUGUGGGAGCUGCUCUUCUCCAGGCAUGUCCCCGAGGAGAGGAGGCAGGAGCUGCUUGGGAGGUUUCGAGCUGGGGCACUCACCGUGCAGGGGCUGUUCACCAUCCUCAGCACCGUCAUCGCACACGGGAACCUCGCCGUCAGCCAGCCACGCACGCUGGAUCUCCUGUGCUCCGAGGCCACCUGUGUCACGGUGAGGCCGUUCCAGGGGCACACGGUGUCCGUGUGGGACCUCCUCUCCUCCCAGCACAUCUCCGAAUACAAGCGGGAGACGUCCUUGGACACGUACGGGGCCGGCAGGCUGAUAAUCAACAAGAUCACAGUCACCACCACUGUCACAAGCAGUCCCGCGGGGCAGAGGGGGAACCGCCACCACUGCCAGUGA